Molecule: messenger RNA, 12415 nt
Organism: Paramuricea clavata
Lineage: Eukaryota; Metazoa; Cnidaria; Anthozoa; Malacalcyonacea; Plexauridae
Source: the annotation of a GenBank genome assembly
AUGGCUCGUACAAAGCAAACCGCUCGUAAAUCAACUGGUGGAAAGGCACCAAGAAAGACCUUGGCAACGAAAGCUGCUCGUAAGAGUGCCCCAGCUACCGGUGGCGUGAAGAAACCUCACAGAUACAGGCCAGGAACUGUCGCCCUGCGAGAAAUCCGUCGUUAUCAGAAAUCCACCGAGCUUCUGAUCCGCAAACUGCCUUUCCAACGUUUGGUUCGUGAGAUUGCUCAAGAUUUCAAGACCGACCUUCGUUUCCAAAGUUCAGCUGUGAUGGCUUUACAAGAAGCAAGCGAAGCUUACCUUGUUGGUCUGUUUGAAGACACGAACUUGUGUGCUAUCCACGCCAAGCGAGUGACCAUCAUGCCCAAAGACAUCCAGCUGGCACGACGAAUCCGUGGUGAACGAGCUUAAAUCAAGUCCUAAAGACAACCAAAAAAAACCGGCUCUUCUAAGAGCCACCAAAUUUACAAAAGAAUAAAAUCGAUAUCUAGAUAUGAACACUUGAAUACAACCCCAUAUUCGUAUACAUUUAAAGUCAAAUUUGCACACUAGGCCCACUAGCAAGCAAGGUUGUAUAACUUACUCGCAGGAACAAAUGUGAGUUUAAAAAAUGGCAGAGUUUGUACAUGUUAAAAUUUUACAGUAAAAAUCCAGGAUUUUCUUUUAAAUAGGGGUAUUUAAAAUUUGAGGAGGUCUUGCAUUCUGACAAUAAUGGAUAGUUACCAGAUCAAAAUCACAAAGCUAUGAAUAGGCAUGUAGUAAAACACUGACUACCGGAACACCACCGGAACACCACCUAACCCCCAACCCCAAACCCUAACCCCAAACAAAAUGGUGGUGUUCCGGUGUUCCGGUGGUGUUCUGGUAGUCAGUGUUUUACUACAUGCCGCUAUGAAUAUGUUAAUUUCACCAUACUUUUACAAGUAAAAUCCCACUUUUAUAAUAGUAUUGCCAAUCCACCAUUCAGUCAAAAUAUGUACCCCAUUGAGAGCCCACACUCCCCUUCACAAGUAAAAUUGUAUGAUGUAAAAAUAAAUGAUGCAUGGUGAAUUUGUAUGUUUUGUAUGAGCACAACUGGAACAAUUUGUAUAAUAGGAUGCAGGCUAGCUUAAGGGCAAGUUGACACAUUGUCCAAGCCGAGGUCCAAGCUUUCACCUCCACCCCAUAUUGUUUACAGCAACAUAUGACCCCCCUUAACAAGCACCCUCAAAAGUCCCCAUUGAAACAACCAUCUCUCCCCAGGAUGAAUUAAUUGAUCCCUAUUAAUAUCUGCAUUCCCAAUUUGUGUCCCACCAAAUUGUCAAAAAAUAAUGUUAUUUUGGUAGUUACAUGUUUCAAGGUAGUUACAGUUUGACUACGUCACAGGCAUUCUUUGUGGGUGAUGUCAAUAAACUUGGCAUCUAGUGUUGUAAUCUUUUAAUAGCACCCUCACAUUCACCCUCACCCCCACAACAAACACCUGUGAGUUAGUCAAAUUGUUUCAAACAUGAAUCACCUGGUAAUCUAUCUUAUAUAGUAGAAUUAACCAAAAAUUUGAGAGAUCUGUUUCAGCCUUUGAGGUCAUGGUAAACAUGAAUCAAUUGCUGACACCAUAACUCAAACACCAUCACAAAGUCUACAUACUUUGGCCUCGAGUUUAGCUUUUUGGUGCAUUUCUACCACUUGACCAUUUGCAACAAAGUUUCACAUAAUUGAAACAAAAUUAAUAAAUUCUGCAAUCGCUAUUUUUAUUGCAGUAGUGGUAACCCCUCUGGUGGUAGGGCCUGAACUUCAGGUUACUCUGGUGGUAACCUGCAGGAUCAAAAUGAAAUUUUAUUAACCAAUCCAGUUGCAGAAUUAAUGACCAAUAAAAACAUAGAGAAAGACCCUUUUUUUAACCAAUCCAAAGUCUUCUAUCUUAUCCAAUCAAAAUUAUGUCUUUGCUGUCUUCGUAGACGUACGGCCCUUAUGAUUUUAUAAAUUUCCGGGAGCAAAUUCGGAUGGCAAAUCAUUUAUAUCUCGCUGUAGAAGGGUUUACAUUGAAAGUUCGAAGAUACUAAAAUGUCAGGUCGUGGUAAAGGAGGCAAAGGUCUAGGAAAGGGAGGCGCCAAGCGUCAUCGUAAAAUCUUACGAGACAACAUCCAGGGAAUCACAAAGCCCGCCAUUCGUCGUCUCGCUCGUCGUGGUGGUGUCAAACGUAUCUCUGGUUUGAUCUAUGAAGAAACUCGCGGUGUUCUCAAAGUUUUCCUCGAGAAUGUGAUCCGUGAUGCCGUCACCUACACCGAGCACGCCAAGAGAAAGACCGUCACUGCCAUGGAUGUUGUCUACGCCUUGAAACGACAAGGACGAACCCUCUACGGCUUUGGUGGAUAAACUGGACAUUGAAAGAACAAGACAAAUACAAAAAAACGGCUCUUUUAAGAGCCACCAAAUCUUUCAAAAAGAAUAUGAAUGAAUUUUCGUAGUUCGUACUAAAUACAUUCUAUAAACCGCCCAAAUAGCUUGUGGGUUUGGUAUUUGUGAACCAUCCGACCUUGUUUACAAGUAAAUUGAGCACAUUUUCCGCCCUAUUUACAUGUAUAUUUAUCCGUUCCUUGUGUGAUAUUUUUGUUUGAAUAGAAGUUUUAUCUUGCUUGCAUAUAUAAUCCUACCCUGUCGUAGACCAAAGACACUACAAUCUAUCCUGUGAAAGUUUUUCUGAUUACCUAGGGUAAAUUUAGAUUACUUCCUAGGCAGAUCACUAUUAAGAUUUGAUUCCUGGCAGGAAAGUUUGGAAAUUGUGCACCCAAGAUUUAAAAAAUUUGAUAGUAAAUAUAUAGAAAAAGUUUAUUUGUGUGUCUGUCUUGGUUGCAUCACAGAAUAGGAAGUUAUACCAGAAGUGUAACUCUAGUCGUUUCCCUUAUUGUUUGACGUCCACGAAAAUUUUUAACUCGCUCACGUCAGGCCACGCCAUCCUGGCUAGUACAACCGGAAGUUUUUAUCAGGAUUUGGUAGGUACAAAGUGCCGGUUGUACUAGCCAGGAUGGCGUGAUUGAUGACGAAUCGCUUGUUAUGCUUCUGGUAUAACUUCCUAUUCUGUGGUUGCAUGAUGCAAACUUUUCCACUGGGUCAGACUGGACCAGACCUUGACCUGCAGAACUAGUGAUCCAGAAUGACUUAUACUAAUGUCUAAUUUCAUGAAUGACCCCAAAUAAGAUAAAAGCUAUGUACCCAAUGUCCAAUGUCAUGCAAACAAAACAAGGCUACCUACCAUAACUACUAUGCACAGACUACCAUGUGCCCUACUCGUCCAACAUUGACACAUUCUGAUUUCUGAAGGUUAUGACUUUAAAAUUUUGACCCAGAUAAUGUAUGAUCAAAGCACAAUAAAGAUAUCCGUAUAUCCUGCCUACACACAGGUUUUACUAAUAUGUGGUUUUACCUCUAAACUGAUUUCGGUUAAGUAUUUUACAUUGCACUACACCUGGUGGUCAACCAGGGUCAUGCAGGAUUUUCCCACCAGGGGCAGUAAUACAAGUAUCCAAAUAUUGUAUAACUAAUAUUGUGUAUUACACAAUAUUGUGUAUUACUGCCCCUGAUGGGAAAUCCUGCAUAUGGUUCUGGUCGACCAGGUGCCAUGUGUAGUGCAAUGUAAAAUACUUAACUGAAAUCACUGUAUGGCCCAAGUGGUCAACAUUAAACUCAAUGUAGUGAACAAUUCAAUAAAAUGUGUAUGCUUUUACAGUUGACAGCCAUGUGCUGCACUGACUUGUCUGGGUGGAAAAAUUUCUCAAAAAAAACCCAGCUGCUGCUACACAUGUCGUGGUUGCUUCCCCAACAAUGUUAAAUCGUUCAUGAGGAUAAAUGGUUAUGUUUUAUUUCUUUACAGUAUAUGAAUCUCGAUAAUAUUAAUAAUCUCACUUCGCUCACAAUUCUGUCGAGUUCUACAAUUUUCUCUCCUCCCAUCUUUUCCAGCUAAAACGGCCACAUGAUAUUCAUGCACUUAUCUAUAUACCAACACAACAGAAUAUCUAUAAGUUUCCGACACACAGGUGACUUAUAUUCUCUUUCCCUUGGUGAAGUUACAAAUAAGACCACUGAAUGUUUCUAAAUUGCCACAUUUUCACAUAAACAACAAAUUCAGGACAACAUUUUUUGCUACAGUCCCCUACUCCCCCCCCCCCCCCCCCCCCCCCCCCCCCCCCCACCCAACACAACCAUGUAUGGAAUGUUAAUGGUAAUUAUUUUGGUAAUAAUGGGUCGGCAAACAAACGCAUUGCAAUGUAAACUCAGUCACCAUGACUUGGUCGCCAUAUGAACGACGCUUAAAGGGCAAAUACUGACCUGCAAAGCUAUUGUAUUAUGGCUGAAAUAACUUAAAAUAACAACACUUUAAUAAAUGGGGAUCUUUGGAAAUAAUCCUUUAUACAGUUUGGUGAUAUAUUUAUAAUAGUAGGAAAAAAUACCAAACAUGUCUUCGCCAACAGCGAGCUCGCGAAAUGCUGAAACAUUGAAGAAAUUUCAACGAGACGUUUCAAGAUUGUUGACCGACAGAGACAGAGAUUAUCUACACGAUGUCUUAAAAGACUUCCAUGCAGGGAGAUCGGUCGAACACUUGGUUACUAGUUUAAAAUCAUGUCUUGAUACCCCAAAGAAAAUGGACUUACUUGCUGACAUUCGUAACCUGCUACCACCAAGUUACAGAAGCCGCUUUGACAAUUUAGCACCUUACAAUUUAAUGUCAAAGCCUUUUCGUCCUCCUAGUCAAACAACUAUACACAAAACACAUAGCACAAAUUCGCUAAAAACGAAAACAAACGAGAGCUUUCGUGUGGUAAACUUACAAAAGCCUGCGCCGGAUUCCACUUUGGGAUUCUCAAUUCGCGGUGGGCGCGAGUUCGGUACGGGUGUUUAUAUUUCUAACGUAGAUGAAAAUACUAUGGCUCUUAAAGAAGGAUUACAAGUUGGAGAUCAAGUUAUUGAAUGUAACGGCAUUGAUUUUGAAAACAUAACACAUAGUUCGGCUGUAAAGUUAUUGUCGGGUAUAAGCAAAGUUAAGUUAGUGGUAAAGUCGGAAGGCAGGGUACCAGAGUUUAAUGAAAUCAAAGCUGGCUUUUCAUGGUAAGUUUUGAGUGUUGUUUACAUUAGCUUCAGUUCAAUAAAGAUGCUUCAGCUCAUGUUUAUCUAAGAAUUAGCUCUGGUUUGUUACAGUUGUUACUUUUUAUACAAUAGUUGUGGGACCGAGGGGGUGACCACCCCCAAUAUUUUCUUAUUGGCUUCACUUUUCUCAUAUGCUGAAUGACUGAAGUUCUUGGUCCAGAUAUAUACAGAGCUCACUGGGUUAUAUGAACAUAUGUCAUAUGAUUUGCAAUCAUCAACUGAAGAUAUUAUAAAAUAAUAUACGUAUGUGACAUCUAUGUAUCUUUUACAGGGUAGAUAGUCAUGGUUUGCCAGUUGAAGAUGUUUUCAAUGGUAGUGACAAUAGUGAUAAGGUAGGGUCAACUACAGAGCUUUUGGGCACAUCAUGUUAAUCCCAUAGAAAAUCAAAACCAGCCAUAUAUGCUAACACCUGAUGUCUGGUCUUUGGGGGUCUCUGAAGGUUCAAAGCUAAUGCAGCAUGUCAAAUAGAAGUGGUUAAUUAGUGAAAAAAUCCUUAUAAUUUCUUCAACUUCUAGGCAAGUAGUGAGCAUCAUAGUCUGGAAUUUCAACCUAACAUCAAUCUUCUCAAUAGCAUGGAUGAGAAAAGGAUAAAUUUCACAAUAGAUUUAAUCAACAACAGCUUUAUUGGAUUCAAUCUACGAGGUGGUAAUGAGUACAGACUUGGGAUUUAUGUCUCAAAGUGAGUAACGCUUGCACACACGAUUACCAUUAUUGGUAAGAUCGCUAACAACAUUGUUAUCACCAUCACUAACAUCAUCAUCUCUAUUAUGAUCACCAUGACCAUCAGAUUCACUACCAUCACCAUCUCCAUUAUGAUCACCACGACCAUCAUGAUCACUACGACCAUCAUGAUCACUACCAUCUCCAUUAUGAUCACCACAACCAUUAUCGAUCAUCACCAUCUCCAUUAUGAUCACCAUGACCAUCAUGAUCACUCCCAUCUCCAUUAUGAUCACCACAACCAUCAUGAUCACUACCAUCACCAUCUCCAUUAUGAUCACCACGACGAUCAUCACCAUCUCCAUUAUGAUCACCACAACCAUCAUCACCACUACCAUCAUCUCCAUUAUGAUCACCACGACCAUCAUGAUCACUAACAUCACCAUCUCCAUUAUGAUCACCACGACCAUCAUCUAUCAUCACCAUCUCCAUUAUGAUCACCACGACCAUCAUGAUCACUAACAUCACCAUCUCCAUUAUAAUCACCACGACCAUCAUCACCACUACUAUCACCAUCUCCAUUAUGAUCACCACGACCAUCAUGAUCACUAACAUCACCAUCUCCAUUAUGAUCACCACAACCAUCAUCACCACUACCAUCACCAUACAUUGUCACCUUUCUCAUCAUUGUGAUUACCAUCACUGAUAGUCAAUCAUCACAAUCAUUAUCACCAUUUAUGAUUACCAUUUUAAAACUAACAGCCUUGAUCAUUCAAUGUUUUAGAGUUGACAGAGAAUCUGUUGCUGAACAGGCAGGACUGCAAGUUGGUGAUCUCAUACUGGAUGUUAAUGGUACAAGUUUUGAAAGUAUUCCUCAUCAAGAAGCUGUUGACUUUGUUAAAUCACAGGAACACAUUAUAAUGACAGUGAAGGUACAUAUGACUGCAGUUAGUGAGAUGUCAAAAUAUGUGAGGUCCACCAAACAUUAUCAUGCAGCAAAUGAUGAUCAAUAUUCAAUCAGCACUGCAAUGCUUACUGAAACCUGUCAAUUAUUUUUAACUUUAGUCAGUUGGAAUAUUACCUGCAGCAAAAUUAUUUUAUUCAGAUGUCAGUUGGAUAUAUCCAGAUGGAACAAAGGCAAAUGGUAAAUACAAUUAUAUUAAUAUACACUGGCAUUUAUUAAAUAAAAUUCAUUUAUAAUUAUUUAAUUUUUAUUCCACUAAGUGAUAAUCUCACAUGUGACAAAUAUUGCUGACUUAGCAUUGUAACGGUUGUAUAGUUUAACAAUAUUUUCCAAAGUAUUAGACUAUUAGGACAGUUUUUUUAUAUAAGAGCAUAACAAUAUUGUACUUGAAAUGAAACUGCACAUUCUUUUCCUACAGUUUCCCAUGAAACGAUGCAAGAUAUGUUAUCACUUCCUGUUCCAGAUCUAAGUUUCCAAGAGGUGUUACGCAGAGACUCCAGUGUUCAAGUAGAUUUGAUGGAGCGCGGUCCAUCUCCAGCUCUCUCGAGAUCAGAUAUUGGUAUUCAGGCAGAUGCCCCUGAGAGAGAUAUACAAAUUCAGGGUGAGUGACAUGUACGGUACUCUUCAAAAACAACACUCCGUUGGCGUUCUAAUGACGUUCCGAACGAACGCAAAUGGAAUGCAAUUGGAACGCAUUUGAAACAAGGAACGCAAUUGGAAGCCAUUAGAACGCAAAUGACAUGCAAUUUGGAACACGUUUAGAACAAGGAACACAAUCAAGAACGCGUUCCAGACUCAUUCCCUUCUAGCUAGGUUAUUGUUGAGCAGUACUCUGAGUAGCUUCAUGUUUUCAUGAGGCUGGACAUACUUCGAAAUUACUUACCGAUACGUGUUUGUGUUAGGUAUGAUAUUGUUUUAUGGUCAUUUUUUCUGCAUGGUUAAAUGUUUUUGUGCUAAUGUUCCAAAAUAUACAUAACCAGGGAUUACAAAUACCCAAGAAAGGUAAAAGCCUGUGUGUAAAAUAUUUCCUGGUCCUUCAAAGUGAAACGGUUUUCCUCUUAGUAAAUUCAUAACACCAGAGCGCCAAUCCAUUCUGGAAUGGGCCAGUCAAUACACGUAAAUACAUGUGCUAGACUACUAGUAAAUUAUUGUGUUAAUUUAUCUCCCUGCCCAAACAUUGGGGGGAUGAAUCCCACAAGAUUGACGUGAAUGUAUGGUAAUUUUUGGGUAUUUGGAGAAUGGGAUUGACAGUUGUGUUAACCUCUGCAGGGAAGCAUUUGUGGCCAUGGUAGAUAAAUCCAAUGCCUAGAUGGUAUACUGUGGAUUUCUUUAUUAAUAAAUUAAAUGAAUAGUUUCAGAGCCGGUGUUUUCGUCAACACCUGCACCAAUACCACCGGAAGAACAACCCACUAGAACUCAACAAGAGACUGGUGCCAUCCAAGCUGACCCGCGCCAGGUCCCUGAACCUAGUCCGUAUGACGUCAUACAGUCUGUCAGUCCUUACGUCACCAGCCUCAAUACGAAGACGGCCAAACUGAAGAGUGGCGAUAAUGGAUCAACCGGUAGUGUGAACGAGCGUAGUUCCAACGGAAGUGGCGUAAGCAGUGAAGACUUUCUCAGUCGACCAAGUGACAAUGAGGAUGGACCAAACAAUAGAAAACGAAAAGUUAAGAAAUCCAAGUCGUUCUUGCAGAAACAAGGAGACAAAAUCAAAGCAAAGUUGAGCUUUAGGAAGAAAGGCGAUCAAAAGCAUAAAGUUCGCAAGAAAGGUAUUAGUGUCUGUUAAUUUGAAAUCCGACUACCUUCCAGUGGAAAACGAGUUAUCUCAGAAUGUAUUCUCAAAUUUAAAACAUCGUUUUUGGUAAGGUUUUGAAAGGUGAAAUGCUUUGUCUAAUUGUGUUUCAGGUGACAAAGAAAUGAUGAGUCAUGUUGACAACAGAUGCAAGAAUCUUUUGGAUGACAAUGAUUAUAAUACUGUGAUGAUGCAAAUAAGAAUGGUAAGCUAAAGUUCUCAUCUAGACCACAAAACGCAAUAGAACUUAGGCAUUGGUGGGGCAGGUGGGUUUCCCUUAGCACUCAGUAUCGUGCAGCAGAUUAUCUGGAUGAGGAAAUAAUGUUUAUUCUUUUUGUUAUGUCUAUUAUACAGCAGUUGUCUUGUCUAUAAUCAAUUAAUUUAUUUCAGUAUAAAGAUCAAGAGGAGGAUGUUGAAGGACUUGUGAAUAAUUUGCUGCUAACACUUGACUCGCCAAGGAAGGCCAUUCUGCUCAGAGAUAUCAGGUAUACUUUGUUAGUCAUCUCUCUUCUUUAUUUGAUAAAUAAAUUGGGAACUAUUGCUUUUCUAUCGCAACGCGUCCAAGCUGAAAGCUUUAGCUUAGCUUACGCAUCUUUACAUGUGGGGGUUGAAGGCCGGGAUAGAGCUUUAGGCCAGGAGUAGCACUACGGAUAAAAAUUUCUAGUUCCUGGCUUUUUUCAGAGCGAUUAUUCUUCCUUACGAUGUUGGACGAUUUGAUGCGAUGAUUUCAAAUCGUGAAGUAGAAGCGUUAGAGUUUUACGGCAACAAAGCACCAGGUACUGUUCGACAGUAUAUAUUUGCUUUUCUGUAACGGGAUCAAGUUGCUUUUCUCUGUCAUAUAGCUCUCGCGUUACGGUUGCACUAGGGCUUGGUCUACUUAUUUUCUAUCUCAUUUUGUUAGCCUCUCCUGUCCUUGACGACAACGCAAUCACUGCGAAACCGAAGAAAACUAUAGUUGAAGCUGUACAAGGUAGGUGGUCGUCAAUGUCAGACUCUUGUAUGGUAUAGAUAUAUUGUGUGGUUUGAUAUGAUAUGGUAUGGUAUGGUAUGGUAUGAUAUGGUAACUAAUAUAAAUCAUGGUGUGGCUUGGCAUGAUAUGGAAUUGUAUUGUAUUGCAUAGUAUGGUGUGGUAAAGUGUAGUACUAGUAUGGUAAGGUUUGGUAUGGUAUGGUAUGGUAUGGUAUGACAUGGUGUGCUGUGAUAUGGUGUGGUGUGAUAUGGUGUGGUGUAGUGCAGUAAGGUAUUGUGUAGUUUGGGAAUGAUUGAAUUGGAUUGAAUUGGUAUGACUUGGUAUAGUAUGGCAAGGGGUGGUAUGGUAUAGUAUAGCAUGUUGAGGAAUAGUAAUGGAUGGUAUAGUGAUAUGGUGCACUAAGUUAUGGUGUGGUAUGUUAUGAUAUGAUGUGGUGUUAUGUUCUGUAGUAAGGUAUAGUACUGUAUGGUAUGGCGUGGUAUAAAACACCGGUAGGAUGGGAUGAUAUGUUCUCGUUUGGUGCAAUUCUAUGGUACGGAGGUAUGGUAUAGUAUUGUAUAUAAAGGUGAAGGGAGAUCUUUCUUUUCCUAACUUCAGACAGUCAUGGUAACUUCCAGUUACGAACUCGAAGCGAGGCUGAACAAAUCAAGAAAACACGAGAAGAAUUAAAGAAAGAACGGCUUGCUUUGAAAGUCCAAGGUUCUUCUAUCUUGGAACGAGAGGCUAAAAAAACCGGACAAGACAGGACCUCGUGGUCAAAUGAAAAUACAAAUAACAAUAUUGAGAUGGGACCUAUGAUACAAGGUAAUAUGAGCGCUUGCUUUCAUGACUAAAGUAGUAAAGGUAAAGAUGCUAAUAAAAGAUUCAGAUUUGACUACCGCUACCACUAGCGGAUCAUUAGCCAAUCAGAUGUGUUUGAUAUAUCAGACGGUAGUGGAAGUCAAAUUUGGCCCUCUCUAAUCUUCCAUUGCCGCCGAGAGCUAACUUGUGAAGGACGCAUCUCAAGCACAGUUAAGGUCGAACGGUUAGCUUUUGGUGAGAAAGGAAAACCGUUCGUACGUGGAGAAAAAACCCGUGAGGCACACAAAAAAGCCAGCCACAACUCUGCUUGCUUGCGUUUCCAAGCACACCAAAUCAGAACAACAUAGUCACCCGCCAAGUAGCAAGGCUAAAUCAAAACUGCGACCGAAACUACCAGCUGACUAUCAAUGCUACAACCAAAACAACACAUACUUCAUAACAACAACAUAACAAUACAAACUUCAGUUUUGCUGCGAAUAUUCUAGCUUUCAAUCUUUCAUUCAGUUAUCGAUACCUCCAGUGAUUCCCCCCACCUCAGCACCUUUGGCGUGCCAUCACCUCCUCCGCCUCCUUUGCCCCCAGACCUCCCAGCCGUAGAGGUCCACGACACGUCAUUCACAAACCAAGCAAGCAAUUCAGAGUUGGGAAAUUUCCUGACAGUGCCUGACCGAGUUUCUGUUGAAUAUAAGGAGGAAAUCAAGGAUCAAGAACUCACUUUUGAUUUGCCAAAGAUACGCACAAGCAUGGGUAGGUGGUUAGAUUUAUAAUAAACUGCUGUGGUGUGGGUCUGAACUACAGGAAGCAGGAAUUUUAAAAUAGACCCCGAAUUGUAAAUUUUGAGGGAAAGCCUUCGUCAAGUACAUGCUUAGGUUUAUUAUUGCUAUCUGUUUGCGACCUAUAAUCAUGUGUGUGGGUACGGGAGUUGCCGUCCGCAAAAUAUGUUAAAAACAUCAUUUAUGACAUUUUCCCAAGGUUACAAAUUUCUUGGGUUUUUUUCACCUAUUAAAAUACGUGUCGUGCUUCCCUUUCAUCAUUUGCCCCAUUUUUACCAGCCAUUCGCCCCCACCCUCGCCUAUUAAGAUAUCAUUCUCGCCCUCCUAGGCAUCAGUAUCUCUGGUGGCAGCGCUUCUCGUGCCCAACCCGAGAUCCGUAUUGAGAAAGUCUUUCCUGGUGGAGCUGCUGAUGAUGAUGGUACAUUACAGGUAAAAGAAUAGAAAUUAGAAUCACAUGUCGCUUGCACUGUUUAACAUUCAUUUCCUGGAGUACAUUGAUUUACUUAAACCAGAGCUCAUGUCCCAGCAACCUUUACGAAGAAAGUCAGUAUCGGUUUGAGCGGAAGAUUUGUCACUUUUACUGUUCCACUAAAAUUUUAUCUUUUUAUUCAAAUUGUUUAGCCUGGUUGGGAACUUAUCUCAAUCGACGGAGAAAGUUUGCAAGGUGUUAGUCAUUCUGAAGCUGUGGAUAUCGUAAGAAGAGCUUAUAAUGAUAAAUCAAAAAGUGUUAUGCAUAUAGUCUGUGUACCCACCUAAAUGUCGUCCAUGCAUAUUGUUUGUGCACCCAACUAAAUGUACAAAGAUCUUUACUUUGCUUUUUACCUAUACAAGCUAGUUCUACUAAGUAAAGACACGACAUUGGGAACGAAUAAACGGAGAGGGAAAUGGGAGGAAAAGAAGACGCUGGAGGGGGGGUGAGAAAACUACCACGCUUUGAUAGACGUUAGGCGGAACCGAAAAAGGGCAAGGAAUUAGGGAUUUCGCUAUCCAUACAUUCAUCAUAACAUUUUGGUUAAUCAUAGCACAGGUAAUCCAGAACACAUUUAAUAUUGUUGGUCAUACACAUUAAACUCUUAGCCAGAUUACGAAAUUUCUAUUUUAUUUGUACAUAUAUACUAAUUGGCUUUUUAUCUGUAUCUAUAUAUAAUUUAUUUUUGGGCUAAUAUAUGCUUUUUAUAUAUUAUUAAACUAUAUCAAAGCGUAAAAAAUAUUAUACAGUCGGUUUCCACUCUCUUCCACAGAGUCGGGGUUAUAGGGGACGUCCUGGGUCACAUGGAGAUAAUAGUAGCUCGCCUGGGAAUUACUGGAAAGAACUGAGAGUGAAAUACGGGCAGUGA